Eptesicus fuscus (big brown bat) is the source of this 1826-nucleotide messenger RNA. It is a transcript of the gene ACP6, whose product is annotated as acid phosphatase 6, lysophosphatidic. NCBI's taxonomy places the organism in Eukaryota, Metazoa, Chordata, Mammalia, Chiroptera, Vespertilionidae. Bases 491 to 1774 code for a protein of 427 amino acids. Gene Ontology annotation, biological process: dephosphorylation. Gene Ontology annotation, molecular function: phosphatase activity. The record is from RefSeq and is a predicted model, not a curated record. The transcript has 10 exons.
GACUGGUUCUCCCGUGCUCCUCCGCGCGGCGUCGCGGGGAGCGGGUCCUGGCUGCGGUGGGUGCAGGGUGCUUGUAGAAAAGUGGCACCCAGAGGUCUGUUGGGGGGUCGCUGUCGCCAAGGAACUCAGGCUGGUUCCUGUCCUAGAAGGAGUGCGGGAGGCCCAAGUUGGAAUAUAAGUUUAAGGUUCCGAGAGGCGAAAGACUGGGAACUGCCCCCCCCCCCGCGCCCCCCGUCCCAGGCUGCAGCUGGAGCGGCCGGCCCCACGCGGGUUAAAACUCCCAGGGAGCCCUCCUGCUCCCACCUGUUCCUCUCCCCACCUUCCCACCUGGGGGCCCAGGUCUCGGAGUCGCAGCGGUCCCAAAUUGGGGGGCUGGAUGUGCGCGCCCGCUGCUUCCCGGGAACUAGGGGGCGGCUGCUGAGCCCCGAAGCCCGCGAGUCGUGUGCGCCCCCGGCCGCCUCCUUUCCGAGGGCAGCGGAGGGGCUUCGCCAUGGUCAGCCGAGUCCUCAGGGUGCGCAGGUGGGCGCCCGCGGGCGUCCUGGCCUCGCUGGCGUACUGGAUCCACCAGCGGCGCGUGGCCCUGGCCGAGCUGCGAGGGGCGGGCGGCCAGCAGCCCGUGGACCGGAGCCUGUUGGAGUUGAAAAUGGUGCAGGUGGUGUUCCGACACGGGGCGCGGAGUCCGCUCAAGCCGCUCCCGGUGGAGGAGCAGGUAGAGUGGAAUCCCCAGCUCCUGGAAGUCCCACCCCAAACUCAGUUUGAUUACACCGUCACCGACCUUGCUGGUGGCCCGAAACCGCAUUCUCCGUUUGACUCCCAGUACCGUGGGACCGUCCUGAAGGGGGGCAUGCUUGCGGGCCAGCUGACCAGGGUGGGCAUGCGGCAGAUGUUUGCCCUGGGAGAGAGGCUGAGGAAGAGCUACGUGGAGGACAUCCCCUUCCUUUCGCCAACCUUCAACCCACGUGAGAUCUUUGUUCGUUCCACUAACAUGCAUCGGAAUCUGGAGUCGACGCGGUGCUUGCUGGCUGGGCUUUUCCAGUGUCAGAAAGAAGGACCCGUCGUCAUCCACACUGACGAGGCGAGCUCUGAAGUCCUGUACCCCAACUACCAGAACUGCUGGAGCCUGCGGGAGAGAAUCAGAGGCCGGAGGCAGGCUGCCUCUCUGCAGCCAGGAAUCUCGGAGGAUUUGGAAAAGGUGAAGGAGGGGAUGGGCAUUGCCGAUAGCGAUGGCGUGGACUUCUUCAUGCUCCUUGACAACAUGGCUGCUGAGCAGGUGCACGGCCUCCCGAGCUGCCCGGCGCUGAGGAGAAGUGCACGGAUCAUUGAACAGAGAGCCGUGGACACAGCCUUGUACAUGCAGAUUGGAGACAGGGAGAGUCUCCAGAUGGCGGUAGGACCAUUUCUCCACCUCCUGGAGCGCAACCUGCUGACGGCCGUGGGCCCUGCCACGCCCCCCGGCAGCCACAGAAAGCUGUACCUCUAUGCGGUUCACGAUGUGACCCUCCUGCCUCUCCUCCUGGCCCUGGGCAUUUUUGACCACAAAUGGCCACCGUUUGCUGCCGACCUGACCAUGGAGCUCUACCAGCACCGGCAGUCCCAGGAGUGGUUUGUGCAGCUCUAUUACCACGGGGAGGAGCAGGUGCCGCGGGGCUGCCCGGACCGGCUCUGUCCGCUGGACAAGUUCCUGAACACCUUGUCCGUUUACACCUUAAGCCCAGAAAAAUACCACGCACUCUGCUCUCCAGCCCAGGUGACGGAACUUGGAAAUGGAGAGUGACUGCUUCUCCAAGCGGAUGUGUUGAUUUUAAAAUAAAAUGCCCUGCACACUG